AAAUAUAUAUUUCUUAUUUGUUUGGACAAGUAUAGUAAAAAUAUUUUAAGAUAUAAAAUGGUUUGUUGAGCAGCCUGAAUAUAUCUGAAGUGGACUGAAGUGAAAAGCCCCGGAAUAUUCGUCGAAUUUACGUUGUGUGAAAGUGUGGAAAAAUAUUUGAUAUCAUGUCGAAAGAGAAAGGAGAUGAAGUUGAGACCUCACUGACUGAUUCAUGUGUGGAGGCAGAAGGAGGACAGUGCUGUGAAGAUGAUGCAAAUGAUUCCCCGGAUCUGUCCGCGCAAGGGGACACAAACACCCAAAAUAAACCAAGAAUACAGGAAUUUAUUGACAUUCAUGGGAACUCGGAUGGAAUUGGAACUCCGGUUGAAGAGAGUGGAGAAGUGUGUAAAAGGACAGGGGGCGCCACUGUAGCUGAAGUUUCUGAUAGACUCUCCGAACAGCGACUAGAAAGCGAUGAUGAAUUUAUGUCUGCUGAUGAUGGGAGUGAUGUAGAAUUUGACGAUGUGUGUUGUGGUGGGGCAAACAUUGCUGUUGAUGAGGGUGGAGAGAGAGGGGCUGGGGAUGGAAAGACUGACAGUGAAGGUGCCGAGGGUGGGGGAAAUGGACGUGAAGAAGAGGAGCUCGAUGAAGAAAAGGAUAAGAAAGAAGCUGACGAUGAAGAACAUAGGAAGAAAGUGGAAGAAAGUCUUUCAGAUGAUGAGAAAUUGGAACGAAAGGACCAGGCCCAGGAGGGGAAGGAGAAGGGGAAUCAGGCGUUCCGUGAGGGAAGCUACAAGGAGGCCAUUCGGCUGUACACCGAGGCUCUACACAUCUGCCCCCUGUCCUUCCCUAGAGAGAGAUCCAUCAUGUUCUCCAACAAGGCCGCCUGUCAAAUGAAACUGGAUGACAAUAAAGAUGCCAUCAAGAGCUGCAGCAAAGCACUGGAGCUGCAUCCCCACUACAUGAAGGCUUUGUUGCGGAGAGCCGAGCUGUACGAGAGGACAGAUAAAUUGGACGAGGCUCUGGCCGACUAUCAGAAGGCUGUAGAAUUGGAUCCUUCCCAGCAUGCUGCUAGACAUUCCGCUGUUAGACUAGCUGACCAAAUAAAGGAGAGAAAUGAAAAGCUCAAGACAGAAAUGUUGGGAAAGUUGAAAGACUUAGGCAACAUGAUUUUGAAACCAUUCGGUAUGUCUACAGAAAAUUUCAACCUUCAGCAAGAUCCAACGUCUGGUUCUUACUCAGUACAGUUUCAACAAAACAAACCGGACCAGUGACCAUUGGUUACCCCUAUAUAACUGUCUGUGAAUGCUAUGUGUAAACCAGUGACCAUUGUUUACCACUAUAUAACUGUCUGUGAAUGCUAUGUGUAAAUCUGUGCAUUGUGUACGAUAGGACAUCAGAGCAAACUAUUUAGAAAACUUCUCAACUGCAUAUAAGUCAAAUGUAUGUCUUGAGGGUUGAAGCUAGUCUGACCAACAUGCUAGUUCCUUGAAGAUAAGGUAGGACUGAGAUCGUCUGGCGACACUGUAGCAGAUUCUAGGGUCUGUGGCAUAUUUUCUUGAUUUGCACAUAUUUUUUUUAUUGGUUUGUGGACAUUCCUUGUACAAAUCAAGCUAAGUAUCAAAGGAAUAAGGAUACACAAACUGAAGGUGUACUGAUUUAGUCGACAGAACAGUUUCUGUAAAUAAUUAAGUCUGGACCAAACAAUCCAGUGAUUGACAUCAUGAGCAUUGAUCCAUGCAAUUGGGAUACGAUAGACAUGCAUCAACCAGGUCAGCAAGCCUGGCCGCCCCAUCCCAUUAGUUGCCUCUUACGACAAGCAUAGUCAAAUUUUACGGCAAGCAUGGGUUCCUGAAGACAUUUUACCCUGAUCUCCAUGGGUAUGAUAUGCAUAACAUGUAUCCGUGGUAGACUAUUGCAUGGUCAUCAAGUCUUCAUGAAUUAUCUAUGUUCUUGUAUAUCCUUAUUGUUUGGGUAGGUGCAAUAAAAUUGAACAUUGAAUCCAAUCUUGAAUUAUUUUUGAACGUAUAACAAUUUGUAGCGGUAUAAAAGAAGUCUGUUUGUAGAUGUCAUGCAUGUCUAGUUAUGUCAAUUUGCCAUCACUUAAGUAUUCAUUCGAUGCAAAUAAUUAAAAAAAUGAAAUUUCUCUGUGAAACCAAUUUUCAUUAGAUGGAUGAAAAGCACUAAAACGUACACUUAUGUGGAUGCCUUUGUGUGAUAUCAAUAUUUGUUUAACUGCAAGUUGUGAAAGUGUGUAUUUCUGUUAAAUUAACUUGUGUCUUCGUCUUGAAUUUUUGUAAAUAAACAAUUCAGACCCAC
Molecule: messenger RNA, 2298 nt
Organism: Haliotis rufescens (red abalone)
Lineage: Eukaryota; Metazoa; Mollusca; Gastropoda; Lepetellida; Haliotidae
Product: tetratricopeptide repeat protein 1-like
Exons: 6
Coding region: 165-1253 (362 amino acids)
Molecular function (GO): protein binding
Source: RefSeq, a predicted model, not a curated record